Clonostachys byssicola is the source of this 3096-nucleotide messenger RNA. The record is from the annotation of a GenBank genome assembly. Lineage: Eukaryota; Fungi; Ascomycota; Sordariomycetes; Hypocreales; Bionectriaceae.
AUGUCACUCCCUCCACCACCUGGAAACAUUGGCCAGCGGCUAAUACCCUCUCUCAUCGAUGAGAUUGCCGAAUCAGAUCCCGAGCGGGUCUUCUACUCCAUUACCAGAACGAGCAACCCUGCUGAUGGAUUCCGGAACAUCACUGCCAAGCAGUUUGCUAGAGCCGUCGACCGCUGCGCAUGGCAUAUCAAAGAGAGAUUAGGUCAGGGAGAAGGGUUUCCAACACUCACGUACAUGGGACCGCAGGAUCUUGUCUAUGGCAUUAUAAUCGUAGCUUCCGUCAAGGCUGGCUACAAAAUGCUGCUCAACUCCCCGAGAAACACCCUGGAAGCUCAUUUGCAUUUGUUUGAGAAGACUAAAUGCAACAUCUUCCUCCACCCUCCAGACUUCGUAUUGCCGGCAGUGAGGCAAAUUCUAGAGGCAAGACCGAUGAAAGAAGUAGAAAUUCCUUUAUUGGAACACUGGCUGCAGGAUGGCCCGCAUGAGCCAUACCCUUACAAAAAAUCUUUCUCUGAGGCGAGGCUGGAGCCUUUUGUUGUGAUGCACACAUCCGGCUCUACGGGUCUCCCAAAGGCUAUUAUCAUGACUCAUGGGACGAAUGCCCCUCUGGAUGCCUUCGCGUCACUCCCUUCCCUCGGAUUAGCAGAUACUUUCCCCGCCUUAUGCAGAGGAACUAGAGUAUACUCCGCAUUCCCGCUGUUCCACAGUGCUGGAGUAUGUCUCCUUCUCCCCGCAUCCAUCUAUGCCGGUUUCACCGUCGUUCUUGGGCCGUUCCCGCCUUCUGCCGAGACUGCGAACGCAAUGCACGUACACGCAAAUGUGCAACACAGCCUUAUACCCCCGACCGUCAUAUCAGACCUCACAAAAACACCGGAAUAUCUUGAGAAUCUGGCUCGCCUCGAACAAAUUGCUUACGGCGGCGGGCCAUGCCCAGCUUCUGUUUCGGAACUCGUCUCUACCAAAACCAGGAUACAAAACACUCUUGGAUCGACGGAAAGUGGUAUGCAUCCUGUCGAGCGCUGUCAGGAUCCUGCGUCUAUGAAAACGAGUCCCGUAUUAGGCCACGAAUACCGACACUUUUCUGGAGAGCUAUACGAGCAGGUCAUCGUGCGAAAGCCAGAACUUGAAUUGUACCAAGGCGUGUUCUGCACGUUUCCAGAGUUACAGGAAUGGCCGAUGAAGGAUCUGUAUUCGAAGCAUCCAACAAAUGAAGGGGAAUGGAUACACAGAGGGCGAGCUGACGACAUUGUUGUGUUUUCCACGGGAGAGAAGCUGAAUCCAAUUGACAUGGAGGACAUAAUCAACGAAAACCCCCUCGUGAGUGCAGCACUCAUAGGAGGUCAGUGUCGAUUUCAAUCAUACCUGCUUGUUGAGCUCUCCCGACAACCGGAAGCCAAGGAGCAUAUGGACCAGAAUUUUGAGUCAAUAUGGGAGUCAGUUAAGCGUGCUAAUCAGAUUAGCCCAUCCCAUGCUAAGAUUCAUAAAGACAUGAUCGUCUUUACGUCUCCAGAGAGGCCAAUGCUACGAGCUGGCAAGGGCACAGUCCAACGGCAACUGACAUUGGAGAUGUAUUCGUCGGAAAUCGAUAAACUGUGUAGCGAAAAUAACGAAAAAUCAUUGCGGCAGACAGAAGACUCCAAAGAUCAGAGUUUGGAAGAGGUCAUUGAAGAGAUUGUAGCGCAAUCGACGGAGAUAAAUGUUGCUACAUUGACCCCCGAAACUGACCUUUUCUCUCAUGGACUGGACUCACUGCAAGUUAGUGUCAUCACGAAGAAAAUCAAUCAACAUCUAGCAAACAAGGGGAAGCCUACCUCCUUUGAUACGAAAAUAAUCUAUAGAAACCCAUCGCUUCAAGCAUUAGCUGCUUCAGUAUCCACCAUCCUCAACGGAGAAGAAUCUAGCCUUGAGGCUCCCCAGAGUUCAAUGCAGGAAAUAUUCGACAAAUUUGCAGAGGACAUCCCGAUUUCUGCAAGAGAUGCACAUGAAAGCACACCUGGAAGCUUUGUCUUUUUACUCACUGGGUCCACCGGGUCACUUGGAUCAUAUAUCCUGGACGGAUUGCAGCGCAACCCAGAAGUCAGGCAUAUUUAUAUCCUAAACCGAGGACCUGGAAGUUUAGACCGACAAGAGAGAUCAUUGAAAGCCAAGGGGCUUCAUUCCCUGACAAAAAAGGUGACUUGUCUGGAGGUUGAUUUGUCUCUUCGUCAUUUUGGUCUUGAACCAUCGACGUAUAAGGAGCUCAUACGAAAUGUCACGCAUAUUGUCCACAACGCCUGGAGAGUCAACUUCAAUCUUUCACUUGAGUCUUUCGCAGGGCAGAUCGCUGGCGUGAGGCGCUUAAUUGAAUUUUCUGUUCAAUCACGACAUGCGGCACGGAUUCUUUUCGUCUCGAGCUUGAGCACAGUAUCCGGGCUCUCCGGUCGUGUUCCCGAGGAGCUGUAUACUGAAUGGCAUACGCCACAAGAUAUGGGUUACGCGAGAUCAAAAUUCGUCUCUGAACUACUCCUGGAUAGGGCCGCCAAAGAAUCAGGGAUACCGGCUGUCAUUUGUCGUGUUGGACAGAUUGCUGGGCCCACGACAUCGGACGGGAUCUGGCCCAAGCAGGAGUGGGUUCCCAGUUUGAUCGCCAGCUCAAAAUAUUUGGGAAAACUGCCCGACAGCCUCGGAGAAAUGGAAGUGAUUGAGUGGAUUCCCGUUGAUAUACUUGCGCAAGGGAUUAUCGAGCUCGCCACUGCCAAGACGGAUGGUGUAGAAACCGGAGCUCGAGUCUAUCACAUGGUGAAUCCAAAUCAAAGUCUCUGGCGUGAUGUUGUCUCUACUAUACAAAAUUACUUUGAGCACAGCGGAGUGGCCAUCCAGAUGGCGAGUUUUAAGGAUUGGGUGACCGACUUGCGCGAGAGCACUUCAAAGCUUGAGGAUAUUGAUCAAAACCCGGCAUCUAAGCUCGUGUCAUUUUACGAAGGCUUACUCGAGAACACAGAGAGGAGUGUUUCUUUAGAUACAAAGACGGCCGUAAAAACGUCACUUAGUAUGGCAGGGUUAAAGCCCGUUGGAAAAGAAUGGAUGGCAAACUGGAUGCAGCAAUGGAGUUUUUGA